Molecule: messenger RNA, 1604 nt
Organism: Syngnathus acus (greater pipefish)
Lineage: Eukaryota; Metazoa; Chordata; Actinopteri; Syngnathiformes; Syngnathidae
Gene: ube2d2
Product: ubiquitin-conjugating enzyme E2D 2 (UBC4/5 homolog, yeast)
Exons: 7
Coding region: 250-693 (147 amino acids)
Biological process (GO): ubiquitin-dependent protein catabolic process; protein K48-linked ubiquitination
Cellular component (GO): nucleus
Molecular function (GO): ubiquitin conjugating enzyme activity
Source: RefSeq, a predicted model, not a curated record
UGUUGUGUAGGCACAGGCCCGCUGUGAUUUGGUAGCUGCUGCAGUAGGAGGAAGGACCGCGGGUCUGCUCCUGCUAUCGUUUAUUUUCGACUCGGAAUUCUGUCGGCAGCUGGUUGUAGUAGCGAUCUACGAUCGUCUAAGUAUACUCUAGUCGUGGUCUAUGAUAUUUACGUCGGUGUGUUAUCAACGGACUGAUAUCAAUCGCCAUUUUAACCGCACGUUUUGCCUGGCAGAAGCGCUAGCACAACAAUGGCUCUGAAAAGAAUCCACAAGGAAUUGAAUGACUUCGCACGGGAUCCCCCAGCCCAGUGUUCUGCUGGUCCAGUAGGAGAUGACAGUUUUCAUUGGCAAGCCACAAUAAUGGGGCCUAAUGACAGUCCUUAUCAAGGCGGGGUUUUCUUCUUGACCAUACAUUUCCCCACAGACUACCCCUUCAAACCACCAAAGGUUGCAUUUACCACAAGAAUCUACCAUCCAAAUAUCAACAGCAACGGCAGCAUUUGUCUUGACAUCCUGCGAUCACAGUGGUCUCCGGCUCUCACCAUCUCCAAAGUUCUCCUGUCCAUCUGCUCUCUUCUGUGUGACCCAAACCCGGAUGACCCCUUAGUACCAGAGAUCGCCCGUAUCUACAAGACGGACAGGGAAAAGUACAACAAAAUAGCCCGGGAAUGGACACAAAAGUAUGCAAUGUAGUGUUGGUGGAGCAAAAUCAUUGCCAACCAGUUCUAUGACAAAAGUUUGGGAAGCUUGAGAGUUAAAGAGAAAACAAACAAAAAAACCCACAUACAAACAAAUGAAAUGUUUAAAAUAAGAUCUCGCUCGUUUCCGUUGGAGUGCUUUCGUUGAGCCACGCCUCCCCAUCACCAGAGUACCUCUGCCCCUCUCAUAUGUGUUGUCCCCCCCCCCCCCCCCCCCCCAUGUCUUCAUCUCUUUCUGUCUUGCCUCCCCAACUACUUGACAUGCCCUCCUGACCAUGAACUAACAUCAACCUUGCAAUGGUAGGAAGCGCCUCUUUUUCAGUGACCCACUCUUUUAUUGCUCACAUCUGUACUGCCUUUUUAGUUUCCUUGCAGGUUUGGUUCCCCAUUUUCUGCCCAUCCCAGAUAGUCAGUUACUUGAGGCAUUCCUCUGAGCAUCUAAACAUUUGAAGGGACCUGUUUAUUUUUUUGAGGGGCACUCAAAAUUGGGGGAAUUUUCACACUCUCCAUCCUUUGUUUCAUUUUUUUCCCCCUUUUUUGAUUCUCAUCUGUCAAGAAAGCAGACUGACUGAGUCCAAGGACACUCUUUAUUAAAUACAUGACAACACCCAUGUUGAUGUUAUACACACGGACAACUGUACCGGGUAUUUAAUAUUUUUCGUUUUUCUAGUUCAACCUGUGUUUGUACCCCCACCCGAUAACUCUAGGUUGCUUCUUUUCUUUUUGUUGUUUGGGUUUUGUUAAAUUUAGAGGCUAACAUCCUAAAUGGCUCUGGGACUGGCUUGGGCUCUGAGUGCGAGGAGAACCCACUCUUCUUGCACAAAACCUCUGUAUAUUGAAUUACCUGAGAGGCUCGUUGAGCUUUGUGUGUUGAUUAAACUGUGUAAUAAAAACCUGUGACUUCUG